AUCUACAUCUGCACUCACGCGCAAUUCCACUUUUGCCAACUUUUCAACCCUCUUCCUGGCAUCUUGACCGUCGUUGUCAUCCCUAAUUUGACGGCAAUAUAUCCUCGAGCGUCACUCUAACCCAACGGAUAUUUUCGACAAUCGCAACUUUCGGUCCGGUCAUCUCAGCAUUGGAGGAUCUAGAGGUUUGACUUUGGGUCUCUCAAUCUGCUUUCUUCACAAAGUACCUGAAACCACUGUUCAUCCAUCACUCACCUUCACCUUCACCUGCUCUCCGCCUUCACAGAUCCCAUCACACACAAGCCUACAGAUCCGUCACGGAACCUGGCUGCUUUCCAUCCAUCGCAUUCCCUUCUCAACAGAUUCCGUCCAAGCACACGCUCUCUCCCCUCACCCGAGCUCCAGCACCAGCACCAGCACGUUUCCUUUCGAGCAUCCCCACGGUGUACAUAAUUCGAUCAAUACAAGACUAAUUAUUUCCGACCUCCCUUCCGACCGCAUCCUGAGCUAUUCAAAGAUUAACAAGCAGCGAAAUCAAUCAAUAUGUCUGCCUCACCACCCACCCCCAUCCAGUCAGCCAAGCGCCCAUUGGAAGAUCCAUCUUCCCCAUCCGGCCCCACUGAUCAACCAGAUGCCAAACGCCCGGCCCUUGACAAAGUUACGAAGGAAGAAAUCGAUGAGACUGCGGGACAAAAGGCCUUAGAAGAUGAAGCGGGUGAUGCUAAGGUUGAGGGUGGUGACUCAACCAAUGGCGUUCAAACUGAGUCCAAGGAUACACAAGGCGAUGUUGUUGUGAGCGAUGCGCCAGAUGGUACUCGUACUGUUGAAGGUUCUAUCCCAUCUACAGGAGAUCAAGGUUCAUCUGGAAAUGCACUCCAGCACGAUGAAAGUUCUUGGAUCCACAUACGCGCCGUUAUAUCAAGUGCGGAGGCCGCAACUGUCAUAGGUAAAGGAGGAGAGAAUGUGACACUUAUUCGUAAGAUGUCUGGCGCCAAAUGUACCGUCAGUGACUACCAAAAAGGCGCCGUGGAGAGAAUCCUGACUGUCAGCGGCGUGGUUGAUGCGGCAGCAAAGGCAUUCGGCUUGAUUAUACGCACCUUAAAUGGCGAACCACUUGACCAGCCAUCAACUCCACAGUCAAGGACAUACCCGCUUCGUCUUCUUGUUCCGCAUGUUCUCAUCGGCUCGAUUAUUGGGAAGGGUGGUGUCCGAAUUAGAGAAAUCCAAGAGCAGUCAGGGGCACGACUGAACGCAUCGGAUGCAUGCCUACCUCUUUCGACUGAACGCUCCGUCGUCGUCCUUGGCGUUGCCGAUGCCGUUCAUAUCGCCACUUAUUAUGUAGCCAGCACUCUUUUGGAGCAAUUGACUGAACGAUUCGGAGGACCGACAGCUUCAGCAUAUGCCACUCGUAGCGGAGGCCCGGCUGGAGUGAUCCCCGGUGGAAUGCAAGUUGUCCCUUAUGUUCCACAACCUGCUGGGGGUAACUACGGCCACCCGGAUAACGUCCGCCACAAUGACAUCCGAUCUCGCCAAACGCCAGCAGCCCAGUACGGACAGCCUUAUGCUCAAGGCCCAGGCCCACAGCAAGCCGGCGCGUCUAUGCACUACGGCGGUUCCCCCGCUGCCGGGUAUGGUGUAGCACCACAGCAGCCACAGCAAGUAGGCCAUGGUGGCCCAGCUUCUCACGCCGGGCCGCCAGCUCAGCCAAUGCAAGGUGUUGUCCCAGGCCAGCCCUUGACGCAGCAAAUCUAUAUCCCCAAUGAUAUGGUCGGAGCUAUCAUUGGCAAGGGUGGUGCUAAGAUCAACGAAAUACGCCAACUCAGUGGAAGUGUUAUCAAAAUUAACGAGCCUCAAGAUAACAGCAACGAGAGGCUUGUCACGAUCACUGGAACUGCCGAAUGCAACCAGAUGGCACUGUAUAUGCUCUACUCCAGAUUAGAGAGCGAAAAACACCGUAUUUGAGAUGUGGUUUAAAAUUAAGGACAGGGGAGUGGAAACUUUGCUUCAUUUUCAUUUGGCGCUUCAAACCAUGGGGAUAGCAUAUUAUCAGGCGAAAUGAGAGUCUUUAUUUAACUGGAUGGUAGACCCUGGGUUGUGCGAUCUGUGCCAAGAGACGCUGACCAGGCUGGGAUAUGUCGAACGUUUUUGAAAUCGCGUGACCGGUGCCUAACUGCUUGAAAACGUGACAUGUAAACCGCUAUUGGAUGAAUAGAUAAAUACGCU
Messenger RNA from Pseudogymnoascus verrucosus, 2223 nucleotides. RefSeq lists its product as uncharacterized. Gene Ontology annotation, molecular function: mRNA binding. The transcript is spliced from 3 exons. Lineage: Eukaryota; Fungi; Ascomycota; Leotiomycetes; Thelebolales; Thelebolaceae. The record is from RefSeq and is a predicted model, not a curated record. Gene Ontology annotation, biological process: regulation of RNA metabolic process; regulation of gene expression. Bases 544 to 1962 code for a protein of 472 amino acids. Gene Ontology annotation, cellular component: nucleus; cytoplasm.